UGGAUCCGCUGGCGACCCCAGUCCGGCCCCAGGGAGCCACCAGCCGCCGGGAAGGAGCCCGGAAGAUGUCCGGUGGGAUCUUCUCACCUCUGGAGGGCCUGGGUGCCCUGGAUGGGCCGCACUGCCACCCACUCGUCUGCUUCCUGUGCCAUGAGCAGUACGAGCAGCCCUGCCUGCUGGACUGCUACCACAACUUCUGUGCCAGCUGCCUCAGGGGCCGUGCCAACGACGGACGUCUCGCCUGCCCGCUGUGUGGACAGCAGUCGGUGGUGAAAGGAAAUAAUGGGCUCCCACCCGUGGACCGGCUGCUCCAGUUCCUGGUGGACAGUUCAUCAGACAGCGAGGAGGCAGUGCGCUGUGCCAACUGUGAUCAGGAGUGCCACAAGCAGGAUGCAGAGACCACCUAUUUCUGCAACACGUGUGGGCAGCCCCUGUGCGCCCACUGCAGGGAUGAAACACACAAGGCCAAAAUGUUCUCCUGCCAUGAAAUCGUGGCUCUGAGCAAGCGCACCAUGGACAUUCACAAGAAGUGUUCUCUGCACUCGGAGCCCUACAUCAUGUUCUCUACUGACAAGAAGUCCAUGGUCUGCAUACGCUGCUUCCGGGACAUGCACGGGGAGAGCCGGGCACACUGCAUCGACAUCGAGACGGCCUACCUGCAAGGCUGUGAGAAGCUGGACCAGGCCGUGCUAGCCGUGAAAGCUCUGCAGGCGGCCACGCUGGAGGCCAUCGCCCUGCUGCAGGCCAUGCUGGAGGAGGUUCGGCGCAGUGCGGCAGAGGAGGAGGGUGACAUCCACGCACUUUUCAGCAGCAUGCAGGAGAAGCUGGCAGAGAGGAAGACGCUGCUGCUGAAGGCUGUGCAGACCCAACACGAAGAAAAGGAAAAAGCCUUCAAAGAUCAGCUCUCCCACCUGGCGUCUCUGCUCCCGACGCUGCAGGUCCACCUGGUCACCUGCUCUGCCUUCCUCAGCUCGGCCAAUAAGGCAGAAUUCCUGGACCUGGGCUACGAGCUGAUGGAGCGGCUGCAGGGCAUUGUCACCCGACCUCACCGGCUGCGGCCUGCACAGAGCAGCAAGAUCACCAGUGACCACCGUGCUGAGUUUGCCCGCUGCUUGGAGCCGCUGCUGUUGCUGAGCCCGCGCCGGGCGGCAGGGAGCGGGGGCAAUGCCACGUUUCCCAGGCCAGGCCGGCUAUUUCGGCUGUGCCCGGGCCAGAGAGGACGCACCUUGACUCGGUGGGGCCGGGGCUCUGCUGUGCUCCUGACUGGUACCAGCUGGACCCCAGCAGGGGAUCGGAGCAUCACAGCCAUGGCCACCCUCCCUUCCCUGGACAGACUUUCACGGGGGCCAGGUGCUAAGGCGCUGGUCAGGCCCGGUUGCCUGUCUUCCUGCGGAAAGAUGUCCGGCUCACCGGUUCGCAAGCCAACGUUGCACCGCUACAUCAGCACCAAAGUGCUGCUGGCUGAGGGUGGGGACACCCCCUUCACGGAACACUGCCGCAACUACGAGAACGCUUACCGGUCCCUGCAGUCGGAGAUCCAGAACUUGAAGGACCAGGUGCAGGAGCUCCAUCGGGACCUCACCAAGCACCACUCUCUCAUCAAGGCCGAGAUUAUGAGUGACAUCCUGCAGAAGUCCUUGCAGGUGGACAAGCAGAUAGCCUCCGAGUACAGUUCGGUGGAGAUGAUGAGGAGCAUCUUCGAGGAGACUUGGGAGGAGACAUAUCAGAGGGUGGCAAACGAACAGGAGAUUUACGAAGCCCAGCUCCAUGACCUACUCCAGCUGAAACAGGAGAACAGUUACCUGACCACCAUCACCAAGCAGAUCACACCCUAUGUCCGCUCCAUUGCCAAAGUGAAGGAACGGUUGGAGCCCAGAUUUCAGGAACCAACAGAUGAACAGCCAGAGACUUUGCCAAAAAUUUAUGAUGACAGCCUUAUUGUCAGCGAGACCCAGCCCAGGAAUGAUCCACUACGCAGCUCUGGAGACACAGACAAAGUCCUGGAGUCCCGAGAGGACAACCACACUCUGAACAUUCUCCCAGAGGAAACAUUCCUGAAAAAUAAAGAUUAUUACAAACACAAACCAAAGAGCGGGGUGACUGUCCCUACGCAGAAAGAGUUCACACUCUAGCAGAGAAGUCCAGGAUAAUUUGGUCUUUUCCGGCAUGCAUGCAAAUAACAUAUUUGGAAAAACUUCCUUCCUAGCCCAUCUGUAGUUUUUCAAAGACAGAUUAACAGCUGUGAAACAGAUUUAAGUGACAAAUAAUAGUGUUUUCAAAUUUUGACACUUUCUCCUCCAGAAAGCCUUUUCAGGCUUGAUUAUUAUUC
Tachyglossus aculeatus (Australian echidna) is the source of this 2329-nucleotide messenger RNA. It is a transcript of the gene RNF207, whose product is annotated as ring finger protein 207. The coding region runs from base 66 to 2132 and encodes 688 amino acids. Gene Ontology annotation, cellular component: perinuclear region of cytoplasm. Lineage: Eukaryota; Metazoa; Chordata; Mammalia; Monotremata; Tachyglossidae. The transcript is spliced from 19 exons. The record is from RefSeq and is a predicted model, not a curated record. Gene Ontology annotation, biological process: regulation of heart looping; regulation of cardiac muscle contraction. Gene Ontology annotation, molecular function: Hsp70 protein binding; zinc ion binding; transmembrane transporter binding.